AUGCCUCAAGAUACCCAGAAGCCCAAAUGGAAUACAGAAAUGUCAGCUGAUGCAUUGGAUAACCUUGAAAGAGAAGAGUUUUUAAAUUGGAGACGAUCAUUAGCUUUGCUAGAAGAGAAAGAUGGCAUAGUUCUUACCCCUUUUGAACGGAAUUUAGAAUUUUGGCGUCAAUUGUGGCGAGUCGUAGAACGCAGUGACAUAGUUGUACAGGUGGUCGAUGCCCGCCAACCACUUUUAUAUUAUUGUGAAGAUUUGGAAACGUAUAUCCAUGAAGUGGAUCCCAGCAAAACUUCUGUGGUUCUUGUUAAUAAGUCUGAUUUUCUUACGGGCCAACAACGAUUUGCUUGGGCACAAUAUUUCAAAACUUCUGGCAUUAACGCUAUAUUUUGGUCAGCUGCUCUAGCUAGUGAACAGAUACUGGAAAGAAAUUGUACUGGUGCUCCUAAUCUUAGUUGUGAAUCAGAGAAAAUAUCUGAUGAAAACUGUCAAAAUUCUUUUGGCAAUUCUGUAGAGGAUUCGGCAGAAUCAGACGCUGAUAGUGACGCUAGUACGGUUACGUUGUCUGGAGAGAUCAAGAAACAGAAUGUUGGUGCUAUUGACUACUCUUCACAGCCAUCUACUAAACUAGAUUGUAACGAAUGUAACGUUUUCAGUAGUGUAACUGAUGCAGAAGCAUUCACCCAACCCAUUCCGGAAGUUGUAUCGAGUUCUACAGAUUCAGAUGCUAAUGUUGAGGCGUGUGCCAAAACUCAUGACGAAGUUAACUCAGACAUUCUGGGGGUCGAAGAGUUAUUGGAUUUGCUAACGCGGAAGUUUAGUCCACCAAGUGAUCAGUCGAGACAUGCCUUAACAAUUGGCUUUAUCGGUUAUCCGAAUGUUGGAAAAUCCAGUACACUUAACGCAAUAUUAGGUCACAAGAAAGUUUCGGUGUCAGUAACACCCGGCAAAACCAAACAUUUUCAGACGAUAUAUGUUCGAUCAGACUUAAUGCUCUGUGAUUGUCCAGGAUUGGUGAUGCCUUCUUUUGCCUAUUCUAAAGCAGAUUUAAUUGUGGCGGGUAUCUUAUCCAUAGAUGAGAUGCGUGAUUAUUUGGCGCCCAUUGGGCUAGUCUGUGAAAGAAUUCCACGUGAUAUUUUGGAGAUAAUGUAUGGUAUCAACCUUCCUAAAUCCCAAAAUUUACAGUUAGAGGAUGGUUCAAGUUGUACCUUGACACCGCAUGAAUUAUUAGCUGCUCAUGCAUUUAUGCAUGGCUUCAUGACGGCUAAAGGAAAUCCAAAUUAUGAUCGUUCAGCGAGAAUUAUUUUGAAAGAUUUUGUAAAGGGCAAAUUACUAUACUGUCAUCCUCCUCCAAAUGUCACUGAUCCUGUCGCUUUCCAGUCACUUGGCAGAGAUGAUGGUUUACCCUGUGGGGUGGGACAUUUUCCAGAUCAAUCCAAAGCUGAAAGAUUUAUCAAACGACUGAGAGAAAAGAAUAAACGCGAAUCGAUUAAAUGUGUUGAUGAAAUUGUUACCGAAUUUGAUCGGUUGGCAUUUAAGCGGGAUCAAUGUCCACGUGAGCACACUAAAUCUAACAAGAGAAUACCUAUUCUACGUUCUCAAAUCGACAAACCCACCCUGGAUGAUGAUGAUGUAUCCUCAACUGCAUCUUGGAGCACUGUAGGCUCAGUUGAAACUGUCAGCAACUUCUCAUGCCUUAGCAGUGGGACAGCACCAGUUAUUUUCGAAGAUGGAACAGUUAAAAAGCCUUGGCGUCUGCUGAGUCAUUCCAAACACUUGAGUUCAGGGCAUAACAUACCAAUAUCAAAUCAAAAUGGGACUGUAAAGAAUUUUCCCAGACCGAAAAAGCGUAAAGAAAAACUGCGUCGUGUUUAUCGUCAUUUAGAUGAACAUGAAAAAACAUAA
Heterobilharzia americana is the source of this 1902-nucleotide messenger RNA. The record is from the annotation of a GenBank genome assembly. NCBI's taxonomy places the organism in Eukaryota, Metazoa, Platyhelminthes, Trematoda, Strigeidida, Schistosomatidae.